This is a messenger RNA of Thrips palmi, 2210 nucleotides long. RefSeq lists its product as uncharacterized. NCBI's taxonomy places the organism in Eukaryota, Metazoa, Arthropoda, Insecta, Thysanoptera, Thripidae. The record is from RefSeq and is a predicted model, not a curated record. The coding region runs from base 106 to 2136 and encodes 676 amino acids. The transcript has 5 exons.
CUGCUUUGUUGUUGUUUUGUUUCUCGCCCGUGACGAAAUUUGAACCUGGCAGAUUUGAUCGUGGACCUCAUGUUUUAGCCGACUGCUGCAAAAUAUUGCUGGAAAAUGAGCAGAAACUACGCCCUGGUCCUAUGGACGAAGACGAAGCAAACGAACACCAUUCCCGAGGAGUCGUUGGUGAAAACGUUCGGUGAAAAUGGCAAAGAAACACCGCCGUGCGAAGGCGCACUCCGCACUGUUUUGAUUGCGGAAAAGCCUUACGAGGCGAAAAUCUUAAGACUAUCUGCUUCGAAGAAAUUUCUACAGUCUCUUUUGGUUACUAAGGAUGGUGAAGUACUGAUGCAUGGCACUAAGCCUUCAACUUGUAGCGUUCUUGCGAAAAGAAGUAAACUAUUUAAUGAAGAGACAGAUGAUCAGAAAAAAGAACGCAAAGUUUUCAGAAACCGCUACUUGAACGCAGAAGAACAACAGCCCACUAUUAGUCUGAAGCCUUCGUCAGGAUGCUCUCAUGGUUGUCCGAGUUGUUGUAGUGGAACUCUCCCUCCUUUCCCGACAAUUCCGGAAGGAUUUAUAAGCACUGUUGUGUCACUUGCUCAAUACUUCCAGCAGUUCCAUCGGUCAACCAUUGCAAAUAUUAUAGCUGCCGGUCAUAACAUUGAUAAGGGAGAGCCUGAGCCUUGGCUGGUGAAGUGUGAAGGAAAGAUGGAGGUGAUUCUGGGCUCUGGUGUCUGGAUCAAUACUAAAGUUUUUGAGAGGAUUGUGCUUCAAGUAGAUUCUUCUAAGAAGCCCCCUCAGCAAACAUUAGUGAAGAACUUAUUAACACAUCUCCUGGGGGUUGAGAAAUACAUAGAGACCCCUGCUGAAAAAAUGGAUCGUCGCCUAAUGUCAGCUGUUAUUGAGUUUGUCAAUGAGAGGUAUGCUGAGACUACUCAGUCAUUUGACCGCUUCAACAGAUGUAUAAAUCUUAAUCGAGCUUACAUGACAAAGAGGAGAAAUGAGGGACUCCUCGAUGAUUCUUAUCUGACCGUCAAGUACUUUGAUGGACCUAGCAAAUUUGAGGGCACCCGUGAAGAAAGAGCCAAACUCCUCACUGAUAUGGAAGCAAAACGAGCAAGAAGAAGUGGACCCAGCGUUAGUGCAAUGUCUUCAUCAGAUGCCAAUCCAAACCUGUUUGGCAGUGCAAAUCAACUUACGCUUCCUCUUCAUAAGGAAAAUUCUGAAGACAUGCCUGUGAAUGCAAACAAAAUCAUAGUGGUGCGCAGACCAGCUACAACUUUAUCAAGCUUUGAAAACAUUCAACAAGGCUCUGUUGUUGUGUCGUCAAAUUAUCAGUCAAGUUUUACAUCUGGCACUCCAAUCAACACUUAUGCCAAUAGGUCACUCAAUCAAUCUGCUGGUAGAUCCAUUCUUGUCCCUUCGAAUCAAUCUUCUGUCUUUUCAAGUAAUCUAGUGGCUGUCACUUCUGACCGUCCUAUUGGUGCAAUGUCCCUUCCCGUUAACUCUUCAGUUCUAUCAGCCGGUCCUGUCAGAUCAGUUCCUGCCCAAAGUCUACCUAAACCAAACAUGCUUACAAAUUCAAUGACAACCCUAAAAUCUGGAGCUGCUUAUCCUGCAGCUACUUAUUCCGCUGCUUCUUAUUCCCCAAGACCUGUAAACACUAUUAACACCAUAAACACCUUAAACACUGUAAACACUGCAAACGCCCCAAUGAAUCGUUCAGUACUCACCAUGGCUCCACGUCCUGCAGCAAACCGUGUGUUGACUAGUCAGCAAAUCUCCACACCCAAGGGUGUUCUUUCAUUUACACCAACUCCGCGAAUGUCUAGUCCAUCUCCUGCACGGAUUGUAGUUGGGUCCAGCUCGACAAGUAAUUCCCCUUUGAGCACCCCCUCAAACAAAGGCAAAGAGUCGCCUGCUGCUUCAGUUAGACAUACACCUUCUAUACUGGUCAACAGAUCCCAUAAUCAGCCUGUGCGAGUGAGCGGACCUCCUCAGUCCCAGGCCAGGCCUUCAAAAGCACCUUCUCCCGAUAUCAUUGAAAUUAUGGAUGACGAUGGCCAGGUGUUCCCUCCACCUAAAAAUGUCAAAAUGGAGGAAAGCUUUGAAAUAGAGGGUGCUUUAAAUUUUGAACUGUAAAUAACCUUUUUUUUAAAAAUUGUUUUUGUAAUUUUAAUCAAGUGUGAUUAAAUUGUGAUAUUUAAGUACUUUCA